Molecule: messenger RNA, 2436 nt
Organism: Fonsecaea nubica
Lineage: Eukaryota; Fungi; Ascomycota; Eurotiomycetes; Chaetothyriales; Herpotrichiellaceae
Product: 6-phosphofructokinase
Exons: 1
Coding region: 1-2436 (811 amino acids)
Biological process (GO): fructose 6-phosphate metabolic process; fructose 1,6-bisphosphate metabolic process; canonical glycolysis
Cellular component (GO): 6-phosphofructokinase complex; mitochondrion; cytoplasm
Molecular function (GO): 6-phosphofructokinase activity; ATP binding; monosaccharide binding
Source: RefSeq, a predicted model, not a curated record
AUGGCAUUCGGUCGAAACACCACCCCAUCGUCAUCCUCCGCCGGUCCGAGGCGCGUGGGCAUCAUGACCAGCGGAGGCGACUCGCAGGGCAUGAACGGCGUGGUGCGGGCGGUGGUGCGCAUGUCGAUCCACAUGGGAUGCGAGGCGUACGCCAUCCUUGAGGGGUACGAGGGUCUCGUGCGCGGCGGCGACGCCAUCCGCCGCAUGCACUGGGAGGACGUCCGGGGCUACCUGUCCCUGGGGGGCACGUUGAUCGGGACGCGGCGGUGCCGCGAGUUCUUCGAGCGCGCCGGGCGCGUCAAGGCCGCCAAAAACCUCAUCCUCAAGGGGAUCUCGGGGCUCGUCGUCUGCGGCGGCGACGGCAGCCUCACGGGCGCCGACAGGUUCCGGGCCGAGUGGCCCAGCCUGCUCGACGAGCUGGUGCAGACGCGGCAGCUCACCCCCUCGCAAGUCGAGCCGUACCGCCACCUCAACGUGUGCGGGCUCGUCGGGUCCAUCGACAACGACUUCUCCGGCACCGAUGCCACCAUCGGCUGCUACUCGUCGCUGCAGCGCAUCUGCGAAAUGGUUGACGCCGUCUUCGACACGGCCGCCUCGCACGCCCGCGGCUUCGUCAUCGAGGUCAUGGGCCGCCACUGCGGCUGGCUCGCGCUGAUGGCCUCGAUCGCCACGGGCGCCGACUACGUCUUCAUCCCGGAGAAGCCGCCCGGCGCGGACUGGGCCGACGAGAUGUGCGAGAUCGUCACCAGCCACCGCAACCUGGGCAAGCGGCGCACCAUCAUCAUCAUCGCCGAGGGCGCCACGGACAUCGAACUGAACAAAAUCACCGCCGACCAGGUCGUCGAGACCCUCAGCGAGAAACUCGACCUCGACACCCGCAAGACCGUCCUCGGCCACAUCCAGCGCGGCGGCCUCGCCUCCUAUUACGACCGCUGGCUCGCGACCCUGCAGGGCGUCGAGGCCGUCAAGGCCUUACUAGAGGCAACCCCGGACACGCCGUCGCCGGUGAUCACCGUGCGCGAGAACAAGAUCCUCCGCUCCGACCUGCAAGAGUGCGUGCGCCUUACAAAAUCCGCCGCCGCGGCCGUCAAGGAAAAGGACUGGACCCGGGCCAUGAAGCUCCGCGACGUCGAGUUCAAGGACUACUUUGACAGCUACAAGCUGACCACGUCGACCACGGAGGAGAGGCCGCGCCUCCGCCUCCCCGAGGAAAAACACAUGCGCAUCGCCAUCAUCCACGUCGGGGCCCCCGCCGCGGGCAUGAACCCCGCGACGCGCGCCGCCGUCGCCUACUGUCUCUCGCGCGGCCACACCCCCCUGGCCAUUCACAACGGCUUUCCGGGCCUACAGAGACACCACGACGACAAACCCGUCGGUUCAGUCAGAGAACUCAAGUGGAUCGACGUCGACGACUGGGUCAACCAGGGCGGGUCGGAGCUGGGCACCAACCGCAGCCUCCCCAGCGAAGACCUCGCCCAGACGGCGUACUGUUUCGACCUGUACGAAUUCGACGCCCUGUUCCUGAUCGGCGGCUUCGAGGCCUUUACGUCGGCCAGCCAGAUCCGGAACAACCGCGACAAAUACCCUUCUUUCCGCAUCCCGCUCCUCGUCCUCCCGGCCACCAUCUCCAACAACGUGCCCGGGACCGAGUACUCGCUGGGCAGCGACACGUGCCUCAACACGCUCGUCGGGUUCUGCGACGUGAUUCGGCAGUCGGCGUCGGCGUCGCGACGGCGAGUCUUCGUCGUCGACACCCAGGGCGGCAAGUCGGGCUACCUGGCCACCAUGACGGGACUCGCCGUGGGCGCCUCGGCCGUCUACACCCCCGAAGCGGGCAUCAACAUGCGCAUGCUGCUGCGGGACAUUGACUUCAUCCGCGAGGACUUCCAGAACGACAGGGGCGCCGCCCGCGCCGGCAAGAUCAUCCUCCGCAACGAGCGCGCCAGCCAGACGUACUCGGCCCAGAUGAUCGCCGACGUCAUCAACGUCGAGGCCCAGGGCAGGUUCGACGCCCGCGCCGCCGUCCCCGCCCACUACCAGCAGGGCAUGAAGCCGUCGCCGAUCGACCGCAUCCGCUCCUUCAAACUCGCCAUCAAGUGCAUGCAGUUCCUCGAGGAGAACUUUGCGGGCAAGACCCCUGACGAAAUCAACGCCAAUCCCCUCAACGCCGCCAUCAUCGGUAUCCAGGGGUCCGAGGCCGUCUUCAGCCCCAUGGGCAGCGACUUGGGCUUGGAGGCCACCGAGACCGACUGGAGCUCGCGUCGCCAACUCAACGAGUAUUGGCGGCCCGUCGAGGCUGUCAUCGACAUCCUCAGUGGCCGGCCAAACGACCUGGACGGGACUGCUGAUUAUGCCACGCUGCCUGAAACCCCCGGAGAAGCAUUUGUGUCUGUCGCCCCCAGCCGCGCAAUCACCCCGAGGCCGCAAAUCCUCUAG